Molecule: messenger RNA, 2201 nt
Organism: Hevea brasiliensis (rubber tree)
Lineage: Eukaryota; Viridiplantae; Streptophyta; Magnoliopsida; Malpighiales; Euphorbiaceae
Product: cucumisin
Exons: 6
Biological process (GO): proteolysis
Molecular function (GO): serine-type endopeptidase activity
Source: RefSeq, a predicted model, not a curated record
AUGGCCAAUGUAGUAUCUGUGUUCCCUAAUGAAAAGAAAACUCUUCAUACAACAAGGUCAUGGGAUUUCAUGGGAUUUUCCAAACAAGUUAGAAGAACAACUCUGGAAAGUGACAUUAUCAUUGGUGUUCUCGACACUGGAAUUUGGCCAGAAUCUGAAUCCUUCAAUGAUGAAGGAUUUGGUCCUCCACCAAGCAAAUGGAAAGGCAGCUGCCAAGCCUCAUCCAAUUUCAGCUGCAACAAUAAAAUAAUUGGAGCCAAAUAUUAUCGUAGCAAUGGGAAAUUUGGCUCUACUGAUAUUCAAUCUCCUAGAGACUCAGAAGGCCAUGGAACACAUACAGCAUCCACAGCAGCAGGGGGCUUAGUGGGUAUGGCAAGCCUACAUGGCCUUGGCGUAGGAACUGCUCGUGGAGGAGUUCCAUCGGCUCGAAUUGCUGUGUACAAAAUAUGUUGGUCUGAUGGUUGUUCUGAUGCUGACAUUCUUGCAGCAUUUGAUGAUGCAAUUGCAGAUGGUGUUGACAUAAUUUCUCUUUCAGUUGGAGGGAAAAUAGCUAAUGAUUACUUCAAUGAUUCCAUUGCGAUUGGGACUUUUCAUGCUAUGAAAAAUGGGAUAUUAACAUCAACCUCUGCAGGUAACGAAGGUCCUUUGCCUGCAUCCAUAAAAAAUUUUUCUCCAUGGUCCCUUUCAGUAGCUGCUAGCACCAUUGAUCGUAAGUUUGAAACCAAGGUUCAACUGGGAAACAAAAAGAUUUAUGAGGGUGUUUCCAUAAAUACAUUUGACCUAAAGAAUGCCAUGUAUCCUUUGAUUUAUGGUGGAGACGCACCAAACAUCACUGGAAAUUUUACAGGUUCUCAAUCCAGGUUUUGCUCAAUAAAUUCAUUGGAUGCGAAUCUAGUGAAGGGUAAAAUUGUUCUUUGCGAUUUGAGUACUGGGGAAGGGCCAUUGCUGGCUGGUGCAAUUGGUACUGUGAUGCAAGGUCAGGGCCCCAGAGAUCGUGCUUUUAGUUUUCCCCUUCCUACAGCUUUCCUUGGCCCAGAUGAGGGUGCCGAUAUACUCUCCUUUAUAAACUCAACAAGCAAUGCAACUGCUAUCAUACGUAAGAGCAAUGUGGUAAACAAUUCAUUAGCCCCUUUUGUGCCCUCCUUUUCGUCAAGGGGACCUAAUCCUAUUACACCUGACAUUCUAAAGCCAGAUAUAGCUGCCCCAGGAGUUGACAUUAUAGCCGCGUGGUCUCUAGCUUCUUCUGUAACUGGGCUUCAGGGUGAUAAUAGAUUCGUACCCUACAAUAUAAUUUCAGGAACAUCAAUGGCUUGCCCUCAUGCAACUGGGGCAGCUGCUUAUGUCAAAUCCCAUCAUCCCAAAUGGUCUCCUUCUGCUAUCAAGUCUGCUCUUAUGACUACUGGUAACUAGAUAUUUUCAGUUUUCACUAAUUGAUGAAAGGUUAAGGACUGUUUUUUAUUUUCUUCCAUUUCUGCAUUCUUUACAGCUUCUCCAAUGAGUUCUGCAACUAAUCCUGAAGCUGAAUUCGCAUACGGAGUGGGCCAUAUAAAUCCUGCUAAGGCUAUAAAUCCAGGUUUAAUAUAUGAUGCCGAGCCUCUUGACUACGUGAAGUUUCUGUGUGGACAAGGAUAUGAUUCAAUACUCCUAAAGCUUGUAACUGGUGAUAAAAGUACCUGUUCUAAGGCAAUUAAUGCAACAGUCUGGGAUCUGAACUAUCCUUCUUUUGCACUUUCAGCCACAAGAUUGGAAUUUGUUAAGCAAGUUUUUAACAGGAUUGUCACAAAUGUUGGAUCACCAACAUCCAAAUACAAGGCUACAGUGACUGCCCCUCCAGGACUCAAAAUCCAAGUAAAACCCAGCAUCUUAUCAUUUACUUCUCUGGGUGAGAAGAAAGCAUUUGCACUUACAGUUGAAGGAAGAGCAAGUAGGUCUAUGGUCUCUGCAUCUUUGGUGUGGGAUGAUGGAAAAUGUCAAGUGAGAAGCCCAGUUGUCAUGCAUUUUAUACCUUAGAGAAAAAGCUGAAACAAUAGUAUGGAUAAAACAUAAUUUAUAAGAUGGAUAUUGCUAAUUUAUACAAUUAUGAUGAUUUUUAUUUAUAUAAUUUAACUUAUCAAAAGCCAAAAGUAUUAAAUUUGUUUAUGCGUUUAAAUUGAUUAUAAACUGUAGUAUUGAUGUGUUGUGAAAUUCAAUUAAAAACAAAU